Capronia coronata CBS 617.96 is the source of this 789-nucleotide messenger RNA. Its product is annotated as 20S proteasome subunit beta 7. NCBI's taxonomy places the organism in Eukaryota, Fungi, Ascomycota, Eurotiomycetes, Chaetothyriales, Herpotrichiellaceae. The record is from RefSeq and is a predicted model, not a curated record. The transcript is spliced from 3 exons. The coding region runs from base 1 to 789 and encodes 262 amino acids. Gene Ontology annotation, cellular component: proteasome core complex.
AUGAACCACUACCCUGAAGCCUGGGGUCGGCCCAGAGACGACGUCUACGGGCCUUACGACAAUUCCUACCUCCAGACAUCUGCGCCCACGACACACACACAAUCUCCGGCCGUUACAGGGACAUCGGUGCUGGGAGUCAAGUUUAAAGAUGGAGUUGUCAUCGCUGCAGACAAUCUAGCUUCAUACGGAUCACUGGCACGAUUUACCGAUGUCAGGCGUCUACGGACAUUCCCCCCAAACACUGUCAUCGGCUUCGGUGGCGAUGUCUCAGAUAUGCAAUACCUGGACCGACUUCUAAUGUCACUGGAUAUUCGCGAAAACUAUCUCUCUGCUCACGGACACACCCUCAAUGCCAAAAAUCUGCAUACAUACCUGUCGAAGGUCCUGUACAAGAGAAGAAGCGAUUUCAAUCCGUUAUGGAACAUGCUGUUGGUGGCUGGUAUGGACGAUGACGACAAGCCAUUCCUGGCGAGCGCCGACUUAUUGGGAACCACCUUCUCGAGCCCUACGCUAGCGACAGGGUUUGGAGCGCAUCUGGCACAGCCUCUCCUACGGAAGUUGAUGCCUCAUGACGAAGACAGUGUGAAGGAUGUGACUAAAGAGCAGGCCGUCGAGGCCGUCAAGGCAUGCAUGAAAGUCCUCUUCUACCGAGAUGCCCGAAGUUUGGACAAGUACAGUAUCGCUGUGGUGACCAAAGACGGAGUCGAGGUCAAGGAAGACGAAAAGCUGGAGAAUCAGAGCUGGGCAUUUGCUGAUCAAAUUCGAGGCUAUGGGACACAGGUCAAUUAG